AUGUUAGGUUGCGUUAACGCGGUAGGAGUUGGGGUUCCUUCCAUCCCGCCCUAGGCGGAGCGAAAGCGAGGGUUUGCGGGGUAGGUAGCGCUGGAGCGGGCGGCCUGUGGGGAUGGCGCUGCAGUUUGGGGGGCCGGGCCCGGUCGGGGGGACUGAGGAGCCGGCUUUAAUCGGGGGAAGCUUUGGCGCGUCUGAUUCGUUCCCUAAGGACUUCGGCUACGGAGAAGAGGAGGAGGCGGAACUGGAGGGGGGCUCCGGCCCUGGUGGAAGCAGUGGUGUCCCGGGUGUGGCUGGGGGCGGCCCGGGUGGUGCGGAUUCCAAGCCCCGUAUUCUACUCAUGGGACUGCGGCGCAGCGGGAAAUCGUCUAUCCAGAAGGUGGUGUUUCAUAAAAUGUCUCCCAAUGAGACCCUGUUUUUGGAGAGUACCAACAAGAUUUACAAAGAUGAUAUAUCCAACAGUUCCUUUGUGAAUUUCCAGAUAUGGGACUUUCCUGGACAAAUGGACUUUUUUGACCCAACAUUUGAUUAUGAGAUGAUUUUCAGAGGCACAGGGGCACUGAUAUAUGUUAUUGACGCCCAGGAUGACUACAUGGAAGCUUUAACAAGACUCCACAUUACAGUUUCUAAAGCCUACAAAGUCAAUCCAGAAAUGAACUUUGAGGUUUUUAUUCACAAAGUUGAUGGUCUGUCAGAUGACCAUAAAAUAGAAACUCAAAGGGAUAUUCAUCAGAGAGCCAAUGAUGAUCUUGCAGAUGCUGGGCUUGAAAAACUUCAUCUUAGCUUUUAUUUGACCAGUAUCUAUGACCACUCAAUAUUUGAAGCCUUCAGUAAGGUUGUACAAAAACUCAUUCCACAACUGCCAACCUUGGAAAACCUACUAAAUAUCUUUAUAUCAAAUUCAGGCAUUGAAAAAGCCUUUCUCUUUGAUGUAGUCAGCAAAAUCUACAUUGCGACAGACAGUUCCCCUGUGGAUAUGCAGUCAUAUGAGCUGUGCUGUGACAUGAUCGAUGUAGUGAUUGAUGUGUCUUGUAUAUAUGGUUUAAAGGAAGAUGGCAGUGGAAGUGCUUACGAUAAAGAGUCGAUGGCGAUUAUCAAACUCAAUAAUACAACUGUCCUAUAUUUAAAGGAAGUGACAAAGUUUCUAGCACUUGUCUGCAUACUUAGAGAAGAAAGCUUUGAGCGCAAAGGUUUGAUAGACUACAACUUCCAUUGUUUUCGCAAAGCUAUUCAUGAAGUCUUUGAAGUAGGUGUUGUCUCCCAUAGAACCUGCAAUCAAGCAACCACCCCAAACAUGAAAGCAGUGACUCACAAUGGCACACCUAGAAAUGUAGUCUAGGUGAAGAUUUAAAAACUGGUUGGACCAACUUUUACCAGCUCUUCACUCCAAAGUUUAAUUUUAUAGAACAGGAUAAGAAUACUGUCUUAGUCUGGUGUGUGUUCCACAAGAAAAGAGCAACACUAACUCUGGAAGAGCAGCCUGUUAACUGAUGUUGGACAACUGAAACUACUGUAAAACAUUUGAAGUUCAGUGGAGUUAGAAUUGUCAACUGAAAACCAGCUUUAGCCUGAUCGUGGUGGCUUUUCCUGUUCAAAGUCCUAUUUUAAGAGUCUGGAUAUAAUAUAAAUGGGAGAAAUGUCCCUUUUGGUGGAACUUACAAAUGAUCGUGUAAUGUGGAAUACUGCAGUGACUUGCUCAUCUUCAUUUUUAGUUGUUCUGUAAAAUAUCCAGUUUUGUUUAAGUUGAACCUUUUGCCUUUCAAAGAAGUUGGUGGUGUGGACACUAUGUAGAAACGUCCUUAAAUUCAUGCUUUUUGCUUUGUAAAGGUCUGUGGUCUAUAACUUCAGUAAAACCCAAACAUUCCAUAAAAUUCCUUUGAUUAUACUUGCAUUGCUCUUCAGAAUGUCCCAGAAAAUUCCUUAUCUUGAUAAACAGAGGGAAGGCCAAGGUUUGCCUGCUCUCAUAUGUUCUGGUCCAGUUAAGACUGAGCUCUAGCUUUGUUCUAGACCAGUUACCUUCCUAGGUUUCAGAUAGCAUUUUUCACCGUAUUUGUAAAGAAGAUAAAGGCAAGAACCACCACCUUUCACUGUGCUUUUAUCAGAAGAGGCUUAAACUAAAACAUUCUCAACCUUGAAUUGAUUACUCAGUCCCAGUGAUGAGAGGGAUUUAAAUAAAUAACUGUAAAUUUACAAACAUCUAGCAUAAUAUCUAACACUUAGGGUAACAUUUUUAUAAUUGUCAAAGCUACUUUCCUGGGGGUAAAAACCCAAAUCCUUCACCUUUUGAUGUCAGAAGUCUUUGGAUUUUCUACAGUUCAUCCCAUUUCUAAAUCAGAGGCUGGGGUGAUGAGCACAAUCUAUGUAGGAAUGGAAAAUUGAUUUCCAAUGGCAUUGACUUAAAUGACCACGAGAGUGCCAGUUUGACCAUUUCCUGUAUUGAUACCCCUCCAGAAUAGAUAGCUUAUGAUAUUGUUUUUUGCCUCAGACCUACUUAAAUACUGAGUGUCUCCUUGAUCUUUUCAAUAGUUUCCAUAGUAUGAAAACCAGCAUAUGUGAAUCGUUAAUCUAAUUUAUUGAUAACUUCAAACUUUCAUAGUGUAUAACUUUAUCUGUCAUGUAAUGAGUGGUAAGCCCUUUCCCUGUUCCCUUCAAUUCUUUCCCCUUAGUACCAAUGCUUGUAUGUUCAAAAGUCACUGGACCAGUUGAGUACACAAGUGCCCACUGUAAAAUGUGUAUAUAUGAAGUUCUAUAUACUUAAUUGUGACUUGAGUGAUUUCUGCAAAUUAAGCGUUUACCUGACUCCUCAUAUUCAGGGGAGAGAACCCCUUUUCCCUGAACUGUUUAAAAUGUGUAUGAGUAAAUGCAUUCACCCCAGCAAGUGUUCAUCUGGCAUACGUAUUGUACCUUGUCUCAUGACUUCAGGGAUGUUGCACCUAGCAUCCAUUUUUAUAAAGGGGUCUGUUUCAAAGCUCAUUCAAAUCAGGGAUGGAGGGAUUCAAUGGGUUAGAUCAGGUUCCUUAGUAAGUUUCUAAACAUGCACCCGAUACGAUUUUGGCUGUAUGUUGACAAUAGAAUUGUAGUUACCUGGGUGGGGGUGCAGUUGAUGCUGAAGAAUAAUAUGUAAGUGGUUUGACAGGAUCAAUAGAGCACUACAGCAUAAUCCUU
Molecule: messenger RNA, 3162 nt
Organism: Caretta caretta (loggerhead turtle)
Lineage: Eukaryota; Metazoa; Chordata; Testudines; Cheloniidae
Gene: RRAGC
Product: Ras related GTP binding C
Biological process (GO): cellular response to starvation; positive regulation of TORC1 signaling; negative regulation of autophagy
Cellular component (GO): lysosome; Gtr1-Gtr2 GTPase complex; nucleus
Molecular function (GO): GTP binding; GTPase activity
Source: RefSeq, a predicted model, not a curated record